CGUGCCUCUGCUGUAGCUCAGCAAAAGUAACCACAAGAAUCAGAGACGGUUUAACGGUGUGCAUCCAUGUUGCACGUUCGCGGUGGAGAGCAGGCACCCUGCGGCAAACACACUGGAGGGGACGAAUGACCACUGCUUCCUGCAUUCUCUCCUAAAUUGUUUUGGUUUCCAUACAGUUUUUGUUAUCUUUUUACUAGUCCUGUUCUACCUCAGCACCAGGGGGAUGGGGGAAUGAUUAGCACCGACUCUCCUCCGCCGCCGCCGCCGCCUCCUCCUCCUCCUCCUGCUCCUCCUUCGGUAGGUCCCCGUGUCCCCUGUCAGUCGUCGAAGUUCUGUCUAGGAUGUGGGCCCCGCUGCUCGACCAGGCUGCGGUGUUUGCGGCCCUGUUGGCGCUCAGCACCUGCUUGACAGGAUCUCAUCUGUGCCCUCGGAGCUUAGAUUGUGCCCGGGCAGGACGAGACUUCUGCCUGCCCGGCAGCUCACACUGCGGUCCCUGCCUGCGCCCUCUGGUGGAGAACUCCCAUGGCCACUGUGUGGUCAAGAGGAGACAUGCUCCUCACUCCAUUAAAAGUAAGGUGAGCACUUAUCCUGAGCUCGAUGAGGAGAUUGACUUCCUCUCUGCCAUCAUCAGUGAACAGAGAACUGAGUCCAGGCUGCCAGCUCCACCUUCCCAAGACGUCUCUCAAGCUAAAUCCAAUCAGCUUGGUGAGCCCGGCCACGUCCAUAGAGCAUCUGCCACAGAGCAGCCCAUGACCCAGCCACCCACCACCACAAACCACACUCCCGCUCUGUUCAGCGAUCCCAUCAUUCUCCCCUACCCUCCUAAUGACUAUGUCUUCAUCAUCAUGAGCAGUGUCUUCAUCGUGGCAGGUUCGCUGGCUUUGGUCAUAGCAGCGGCCUGUUGGGUCAGAUUGCAGAAAGGUGUGCAAUUAACUCAGAAGAUGGACUAUCCUGCAUAUAGACUGAUGAGAGCCCAAGCCUUUGACAAUUUGCCUGGGGACAAGAAACUGGCCCACAGUGCCCAGAUGUACCACUACCAGCAUCAGAAGCAGCAGAUGCUCUCCCUGGAAAAACACAGGGAUGAUGCAAAAGUUCCUGACUCAGGAGCAUCGACCGAUGAAGAGAACGAGGACGGAGAUUUCACAGUGUAUGAGUGUCCUGGAUUGGCACCUACUGGGGAAAUGGAGGUGAAGAACCCACUGUUUGAUGACUCCACCCUUCAAAGGUUCCACAAGUAAACCUGAACACUUGAGAUGCUUCACACUCCCAAUGCAGCAUUUGUGUGUACAAAUAGUUGAAUUUACACACAUACACACACACUCCACAUACACUGCUCUGCUCAGUCCAACCCUUUGACAGGAAGGAGGGUGUACGGUACAUAGGGGAGAAAGAACAUGAUGAAAGAGGCACACAUGGACAUUUUAUGGACGUCACAGCACUAUUUUUAUUUUUACUUGAUGCAGGACUGAAUCUGGGACCAAUGCCUCCAAUUCUACAGCUUCAUUCUGUUCUUUCAUCACUCCUCUUCCCUACUCACAAAAUUACAAUCAGCCAAUAUCAAAGAACAGUUUCCAACAGGUAGCAGACAUGCAUAUUGAAUAUAAUAUCCUGUGUUAACAGGAGCAGAGUCAUGCCACUGACCUAAAACAAUGAUUGAUAGAUCUUCAUCAAUAUCCAUGUUUAUAUGUUGUACUCUUGAAUUUUUUGAGUUCUUACUGCAGGCUUUGGUUUUAUUUAAGCAUUUUAAAAAAUCUGACUUUAAUAUUUCAUGAACACACCGUGAUCUUUAUCAGUAUGUUAUGUAGUCAUUGUGUUCUGAGUCCAGUUCCUCUAUGCAUGAAUUGAUGACAGUGUGUUAUGGAACCUGAGAGUCAGUUUGCAUUUAAGGUUCUUACAAGUUUCUUGUGCAAACUUGCUGUAUUUAACAUAUAACUUGAAUGAUUUCAAAGUAAUUUGAAACCUUUUUACGUAGAACUCUGAAACAGAGCAGAUCCACCCUGUAUAGUACAUGGUAUCUCUAUAACAUGGCGUGUCCCCAUGGUUAUUGUGAUCUGUAAAUAGCUUCUAACGUGUACAGGAAAGAGACCUUACCUCACAUGGCUCACACAUGUUUCGCUACAUUCCGUAGCGCUGUGUCCAAUCUUCAAUUGUUGUUUCCUUAUCGUUGACUAUAUUUACAGGGUUCUUACUCAUGUGGAAAGGACAGGACAUGUCUCAGAAAGAAGUAAACAUAUUUUCCCUGGUAUAUCAGUUAUAGUGCAUUCUAGGUUUUAACUGAAAUGUAAUAGUUUGUUGAUUAAGGGGAAAGCAGAGCUUAACCGCACACUAACAUAGCUCCCAAAGGUUUAUUAAAAUCCUACCAAGUCUUCACCAGGGAAAACAUGAAAAAGGGGCAAGGUUUUUGUAGGUAUAAAACAGAUUGCAUAUUAUCAAGUACAACCAAUCAAGCUAAAUGCUUUAGAUUAUAACAUUCAAUAUUACAAGACACAUUGUCAUAAAGCAAAACGGUAUCAUAGAAGUCAAAAUAAACUGAAACGCUAACAAUAUUUAAAGAUAUUUGAAACUUAUUUCAAAGAGAGGGGACACAGAGUAAUAUUACAAUGCCAAGCCUAGAUGAAAUGAUAGAAAAAAGUUGUAAAGGGAGUAAAAUCCAUUACAUUGAUGUGGUAAUUGGUUAACUAGAAGCUGGGAAAAACAGGCUGGCUUUGUCCAAAUUUUAGAAAUAUCCCCUAAUUUAUGUAAUAUGCGGCAAUAAGAAAUGCACCAAUCUAACUUAAUCUUUCCAAAUACUAAUGUUUUGGUCUGUCGUAACUAAAUGAACAUAACUAAUAGUAGAAAUGCCGAAUUGUAUGCUGAUGGUCACUGUUAGCCAUAUAAAGGAUCGGAUUGGUGUACCCCAAAUGAAUAUUCUCUGCUUUUACCUUCUUUUUUUCUGAAGCUGCUAACCUAAAUGCUAGGACUACACAUGCACAACUACCUUUCUGUAUCUUGUUGAUGGUCACACUGCCCCACUGCAUAGACCAUACACAGUACAUUACACACCCAGGAUAAUUCUUCACCUUCACUGAACGUAUUUGACUAGGUGCAGUAACCCUGGAUGAAACUGUGGCCUCUUGCUGCUGUCUCUAAGGAAAGCUGCUCUUUGUGGCCCCUCUGUUCAGCCUGCUCCCACUGUCUCAGCCUCGUUUAGCUCUCACACAGUGGAGUAGCAUAUUAAACUGCAUUUGACCUGCACACAUACACCUACAAUAUGUCAAAAAUAUAUAUAUUUAUAUAUCUACAGCUGAUACAGUAUAAGGAGUAUUAACACAGAAUACUUUAACUGUGUUGUAAAGACUGUUUUAUUCAAACCUACUGAGGUUGUGGAACAAAAUGAAGGACUUUAUUAUAGUUGGUAUGAAGGAUUACCCGAAAAGAUACAAUUCUCAUAUUGUUUGCCUUUUCUAGAUGUUGCAUAGCUCUGCUGUCUCAGGAGUGCUGAUAGCUAAACAAAAACAGUGAGCUGGUUGUCUUGUUUUGGUAACUGUCUCGCUAAUGAAAAAUGGGUCUUGUGAAGGAAUUCUUGAACAAGAAACUACUUACGCUAGUUAUCUUUGGCACGGACUGUUUUGGGACUCUAUAUAAUGGGUUCUAAACACUAAGGAGUACUUCUUUACCACCAUGUUUAGCAUGCAUGUGGAUAUACCAGAGCUGAAAUGAAAUAAAUAUUUAUAUAAUCUGAAG
Molecule: messenger RNA, 3723 nt
Organism: Etheostoma spectabile (orangethroat darter)
Lineage: Eukaryota; Metazoa; Chordata; Actinopteri; Perciformes; Percidae
Gene: npdc1b
Product: neural proliferation, differentiation and control, 1b
Exons: 9
Coding region: 342-1238 (298 amino acids)
Cellular component (GO): membrane
Source: RefSeq, a predicted model, not a curated record